AGAAAUUGUUGCACAGUUUGAAGGGAAAACACCUAAUGAAGUGUGGGCAAAAUUAAAUUUAUUGCAAAGAUUUAAUUGGAAUAACUUGAAUAUCAUGGAACCUUUGUAUUUACAUCAUUUAAAAACACGUACAUUAGCUAUUAUUGAUUGGCACAAAUUAUUUGAAAAUUGGUCUUUUCAAAGUAGUGACAUUGUUGAGCUCCAAUCAGAGCUUGCCAAUAUAUAUCCUUCAAAUCACAUCUUUAAUGACAGAGAGUGUUGUGCUUGGAAAGCAUUAAUAAAAGCUGCAGGAGGAACAAAUAUAACACCAUUUGAUAAGAGGGAAUCUAUGUGUGAAUUCUGGACAAAGAAUCCUAAUCCUUCAUAUGAUGAAGCAACAUUACUUAUGCUUUAUAAUAAAGGGUUCCUUUGUCCUACUCCUAAUGAGUCAACAUGUGAUCUAGCAAUAUGUAAUAAUGCCCAACGUUUAUCUAAAAGUAUGGCUGAUUCUAUAGAUGCAAAUAAAAAAGGACUAGAAGGAAAAUGUAGAAUAUUAUCAAUUGUAGCAGAUAAUUUCACUUCAGAAGAACUGAACAAAUUAAAGGUAAAUUGCUUAAAAAAUGAUUGUAGGGAAAAUAUUAACAAGAAUUUACUUUUAGAUAAAUGUAGCUUCUAA
Messenger RNA from Entrophospora candida, 655 nucleotides. The record is from the annotation of a GenBank genome assembly. NCBI's taxonomy places the organism in Eukaryota, Fungi, Glomeromycota, Glomeromycetes, Entrophosporales, Entrophosporaceae.